Penicillium nucicola is the source of this 267-nucleotide messenger RNA. RefSeq lists its product as uncharacterized. The record is from RefSeq and is a predicted model, not a curated record. Bases 1 to 267 code for a protein of 88 amino acids. The transcript is spliced from 4 exons. Lineage: Eukaryota; Fungi; Ascomycota; Eurotiomycetes; Eurotiales; Aspergillaceae.
AUGAAGCCCGUCGUCUCUGCCCUGAACGCCUGGUCCUGUGUCGUUAUCUCCCUCUUCGCAAUUGUCAUCCUAUCAGUCCUCGGAAGCCUAUACAGCAGCAACAACCACGCAUACACUGGAUCAGAAGGCGAACCCGAAGAUGGAGCCGCAGUCGCUGCUUCAAUUUACACCGCUGUGAUCGUUUACGCUGGAUUCUUCGUAUUCUGUGGCUUCCAGGCUUACCUCCACUUGCGAAACAGCAGGGGAGGUGCUAUAUCACUCCAUUGA